GUAUGAACCACGGCGCUGCCAUGGCAAAGGAGCUGGAAGACCGUCGCGACAUCGUUGUGGACCGCUGUUGGAGUCUGGCGCCCCUGUCGGCGAUGUCGGCCCUGCUGGCCAUGCUGAUAUCGAAGAACAGUGCACUCUUCUACGUGGCCUUCAUUGACGAAUUCGGUGUGAGCCACCAGAGCGCCAGCUGGCCCCUCACACUAAAUGUAGUGAUGGCGCACGUGGCAGGUUUGCUAGUCACGGUGUUGCAAGAGAGAUUCACCAUCUACCAAAUCACAAUAACCGGAAGUCUGCUGAACUUCAGCGCACUAGUGGCUUCAGCCUUCGUGCCCGACAUGACCUGGAUGUGUGUUACGUUGGGCUUCUUAAGCGGUUUAUCUGUCGGCAUGAUCAUGCUCUGCUUGUCGAUAUAUAACAUGCUGUACUUCGACAAGUACCGCGCCACCGCCAGCGGUUUCAAGUACACCGGGAUGACGUUGGCGCCGCUCGCCUUCCCUCUGCUUCUAUCGGCGCUGCUCAGAGAGUACGGCCUCCACGGCGGCUUGCUGUUGCUCUCGGCAAUCACUGUUAACACCCUGCCCGUCGCCAUGCUCAUGAACAAGCCCCGGCCUCUAAACAUACGCUGCGGUUGGCGAAGCGUUGACCCUGCUGAUAAAAACACGGAUAGCUGUGGUAUAGACAGCCAUCGUGGAGUAGAUGCAAAUGGCGUACCAAAGGCCGUUUAUUCGGGAACUAUAAAAAAUGGUGGCGAUGUGUUCUGGGAAGACUUUCGUGGACAUCAGAGCAACUCAUCUAAUGCCACCGUGUUGCGUACUAAGAAUAACAACGCUUCUGACUCUACGUGUGGGACAGGCUACAAGCUGAACACCGUGACGGACGUUGUUCGAGAGAAGGACGAGGUGUGCCACCGAAACGGGACCGCUCACUCUCCGGCUGAUAAGGGCUGUGCAAGGGUUAAUGGUGGGAACUUCCCGCCCUCAAAAGGACCCGCCAAGAUAACGUGCCAAGGAUGCUGCAAGUCAUCUCGCGCGGAACACGACGAAAAUUGCCUCGCGCGAACGAAGACACCAAACAGCGUCUGGAGCAGCAUCUUGGUGCUCCUCAAGAACCCAGUCCUUUACAUUCUCGUAGGCACAUUCACAAUCGGCGAGUACACUACGAUCACUUUCGAGACGACAGUCUUGGACUAUGCGGCAGACAGAGGCGCCGCGAGGCGUCAAGCAGAACCCAUGGUCAUGUACGUUGCUACGGCUGAAAUGCUGGGACGGCUAGUGAUACCGUUCUUCUGGGAUCGUGCGCGGCUCAGCCGCUACCUCCUGGUGGCGAUGUGCCUGCUGGCUGAAGCUAUCUGCCUGAUCGCUAUGCCACACGCCACCUCUUUUCCGCAGGUCGUGGCGACUGCCGUUGUUACGGGCAUUCCGGCGGGUUGUAUAGUGGCCUUGAAGCCCGUGGUGCUAAGUGAUCACUUCGGUGUGGAGAAGUUAUCGGUGUGCUGGGGCAUCGCCGGUGUCGCCUUGCUGCCUGUCGCCUUCGGUGGGCCUCUUCUCAUAGGUGUGUUUCGGGACACCUUGGGCUCGUACGAGAAUCUCUACCGCAUGUUGUCUGCCAUGUGCGCCACCUGCGCCGUCGCUUUUUUCGGUUUGGACUUUGCACUGACGCGUUCGCGGAGGUGGCAGAAGCUGGCCCAAGAGUCCUCUUGCACAUCUCAGUGGUUUCGGUCUCGGUUCUUUGACUCCGAAGUGGAUGUCAGAGACAUUUACUGA
Messenger RNA from Rhipicephalus microplus (southern cattle tick), 1763 nucleotides. RefSeq names its product monocarboxylate transporter 5. Gene Ontology annotation, molecular function: monocarboxylic acid transmembrane transporter activity. Lineage: Eukaryota; Metazoa; Arthropoda; Arachnida; Ixodida; Ixodidae. Gene Ontology annotation, biological process: transmembrane transport. The record is from RefSeq and is a predicted model, not a curated record.